GGAGGUUAAUGGGAGGAGGAGGGGUCGUGCACUGCUCGCUCCUCCGCCUAUCCGUGCGUCUGUCGCGGUUUCCGAAAAUUAGAAGCCGAAAGCGUCGCAGCUCACAGGGUGUCGAGUUCUGAUAAGUGGUCCGUGUGCUGCACUGUGGAGAGGAAUGUUAGAAAAGGUAAGCGCGCUGUGUCCAAUUCGAAGGGAGGGAGGGAGCUCCCAGCAGCGCCACAACCACGUCGUAAAGAAUCACGACUAGGUUCCGAAUGGAUCCCGAAGCUGUCAUGAUUCGAUCGUCUUUGUACCGAGCACUGGCGUCGCCUAAGAGUGUACCUCGUACCAUACAAUCUGAAUCAGUUGCACACUUCGUCCCUUGCUCGGCCGGCCACCACGUGGGGAGAGAGAGAGAGAGAGAAAGAGAGAGGACGAGGAAGAAUCAGGCUCCCGGGAGAGUCCCAGACUUUGCAUUAGGGUUGGGACGGGGAUUCGAGAGCAGGAGAGAGUAAGAGAGAGGGGGACCCCAGGACCGGGGUCGUGGUGGCAGGUAUUGUCUUGCCCCUCCUUGAUUAGGGGGGAGUUCUCCGUCAGAGAUCCGCUGGGAGUGGAGCCCACACCCGGACGACAUCGUCGCAGGUACCGUAUGGGACAGUACGCUGGCUGAGCUCGAGAGCUUCGAUGCUAUGAUCUAGGGGUCUAAUGAAUCCUGGUCAAAAAUCAAUCCGUGGAUGGUUGAAAUGCACAGCGUAACUCCUCCACAGGGUACAUCAGGGUUCCAGGCCAGAACACACGGUCAAAUGGUUUCUCGAUGACAUGCAUCUGGCUUCCAGAGUCUGGAGGCCUUCCAUCGACCCUCGCUCGCCUUCUUCUGCAAUUCCGAAUUGCCGAUGUUGCGUCGUCAAUUCUUCCCUCGUACGUGCUGGUUCCGUAGGCCCGAGGCCUGACGCCUGCCGUAACGCAGCAGCCCCGGGUCCCCUGCUAUUGUUGCAGAGCACACUGCAAAGCGCCAGAGUCCGAGACGAACUGGUACGAGGGUUUUGAAAGUCGCAACUUCUCAGCUUUCCCACAGAAUCACGUCGCUAACUUCGAAAAUAUGCAGACUUCAAAAACCAAUUUCCAGAGUUAAAGGAGCCGAAGGAGAUUUCGUGAGAUUUCUACUCUACGAGGCCGUUAGUUCUGAGAAGAUUUACCCAGAGUCAACCUGAAGCGGGCGAGAGCGCAGAGAAUUGCGAGUGCGUAGCCUCUUCCUGGAUGCCGACAUCUUCCAGCUUUAGCCGACUUCCUGUGUUGGCAGGAGAAGGUUGAUUGCUGCUUUGUGCGGAAAAGUCACUUACGUGCAGACUAGUCUGUCUGGUACUUCAGUAAAAGAAUUUCCUGAUUACCACCCACACUUAGCCCUCGCUUCCAUCUUGACUACUGUUUAAGUAAAACCUUCGAAUGUCCGCAAUCUACCCGGACGGUCACACGGCACACUGUCGAAGCAUUGAUCCCUGCCGAUCACUCGAAGAACAGUGGCCCACUAAUCUUUGCAUUAGUGUGCCAAUUCUAACUUCGGAACUUCGUCGAUUUUCGCUCCAAUAAAAUUUGAAAGAGAUGUCGGUAGGUGACAGCACCGGCCCCAAAUAACAUUUAAUACAACAUAUGUCUGCCUACGGUCAAAGUAAGGUUGUGACAGUUUAAAUUUGGAAGCCUUGGCCAUAGCCUUAUGUAAUCAACUGUGGACGGGAGUAGUGGAGGCAGAUGUACCCAAAGCUCUCUUCCCAUUAAAGUUUUCUGAAUUUGCAAUUGUGAAUUUGAAUGCAAGCUUAUCACUUAUUUCUAUCCCGAGUCAGCUGGUUUGAAUAAGCUUUCUGGAAUUGCUAGUGAAUCUCAUCCCAAAAAACCAUAUAUUACAGCCCGAAGCAACUCGUGUGUUAGUUUCUCCUUGGCUUGGAUGUAAGCUUUUCAUCUUGAGGUAUUGCUCUUUCUUGCUCUUAGCUUUUGCUUUGAACAUAAAAAGUUCCAAUAUGGAUGCAUGUUCAUGGAAUAUUCGAGGCUUUAGCUUUCCUUAUUCGAGCCUUGCUCCUCUUUCGGAAGUUCAUGAACCAAUUCGAAACCUGCAAAAAAUUGAGAAAAUAGUUCUCUUAUCUUUCAUCCAUUAAUAGUGAUAAGAAAGUGAUAAUAG
This is a messenger RNA of Marchantia polymorpha subsp. ruderalis, 2149 nucleotides long. The record is from the annotation of a GenBank genome assembly. Lineage: Eukaryota; Viridiplantae; Streptophyta; Marchantiopsida; Marchantiales; Marchantiaceae.